AUGUCUCAUCCUUUAGCACAUGAAACUAAUUUAGUAACAGUGUAUGGUUGUCUUCGUUCACCACAUCAUGGCAUUAGUAUUUCCAUGGAAUAUGUCAGUAAAUCGUUACUUACUGCUGCUUUCGCUAAUAACUCAACGAUUGCCAGUAAUUUAUCUAUUCGAGAACGUUUACACAUUGCGUUGGGAAUGACCAAAGGUCUGAAUGAGAUGCACUUAGUUCAGCUUACUCAUCGUGAUUUCAAACCAGAAAAUGUACUUCUUUCUCGAUUGUUCAACGGUAAUUACAUGCCAAAAGUAGCUGAUUUUGGCGUCAGCUUUCAGUUAAUUAUCACUUCAGCUAAGCUCGCCAAAAAGUCGAGAGAUACUGCUGAUUAUGAUGCACCAGAAGUGGCUGUAGAUAAUAAAAUACCAUCUGUAAAUUCACAUAUUUAUGCUUUAGUCUUUACUCUCUCUGAACUAUUGCCAGCCUAA
Rotaria sp. Silwood1 is the source of this 471-nucleotide messenger RNA. The record is from the annotation of a GenBank genome assembly. Lineage: Eukaryota; Metazoa; Rotifera; Eurotatoria; Philodinida; Philodinidae.